Aspergillus niger is the source of this 1227-nucleotide messenger RNA. RefSeq lists its product as uncharacterized. The transcript is spliced from 5 exons. NCBI's taxonomy places the organism in Eukaryota, Fungi, Ascomycota, Eurotiomycetes, Eurotiales, Aspergillaceae. Gene Ontology annotation, biological process: carbohydrate metabolic process. Bases 1 to 1227 code for a protein of 408 amino acids. The record is from RefSeq and is a predicted model, not a curated record.
AUGGCACAGCAGUUAUAUAUUCCCAAAGGCGCUCUUGCCUUCUCCAACGCCAGCAUUGCCACCUUCCACGCGAACGAUGCCGUUAAUGCCAAAAGUCUUCUUCACAGCGUCUGGGGCCCGAUGAGUGACCCAAAACAUGCCAACUACACUGGCUGUAUGUGGGAGGUCAUGAGUCCUGAUGGUACUCCCGGGCUCGGGUCCGUAACCUCGCUGUGUCAUGCCUGGAGCGCAGGGCCCACCGCUGAUCUGAGCCGUUAUGUUCUCGGUAUUCAGCCCGUCACUCCUGGUUUUAGGGAGUGGAAAGUCGCACCUCAGACUUUGGGUCUGGCCUGGGCACGGGGAGAAUAUCCUACCCCUCACGGCAACAUCAUUGUUGAUUGGUCUUUCGACUGCAGCGGACAUUUCAAUAUUGCUCUUCGUGCCCCCGUUGGCACUAGAGAUACUGUUGUUCUUCCUAGCCCUUUGAACGGAACACUUGAGGGGCAAGGAAUCAGUGAAAUUCACCGAUUCAUACACGUUUGCGGCUUCUUUUCGAAUCCAACACAUGGCCGUAUCAAGGAGAUGGGAUUGCUGAAAAUCCACCUGUUUCAAAAUGCGAACUCCCGCAUCACCUCGCCGAAACUACCAGACUAUCAGAGCUCAACCAGAGUAUUGGUAUAUCCUUUAGCAUCCAUUAAGAUACCAUUCCUCAGAGCCACAAUGGAAAUGAGAUCAUCCACUCGAGGCCCCUUGGAAUUCUAUUCGAAAUCCCUGAGGAUAGACGGACAUGGGACGGAUAUAUUUGCUAAUGCCAAGGAGCCUAAAUUUUAUUGGGGCUGGGAUCUCGAAACUUUAGAUCAAGAGGGUCUAAGACCUCUAAUUGUUCGUAUAUUCGUAAAUUCGUACUUGCAUGAUCCACUUUAUGGGGAUUACCCGCUGGGUGAACCUUCCUUACCCGAUUCAACGUGGUCCUUCCAGCCUGGUCGCAGAAUGAUUUUGCAAGUAGUAUAUCAUGAGCAUACGGAACCAAGAGUAGGCAGUGAGCAUCCCGCCACGCUCGUGCAGGCACCUGCUAUUAUGUCAAUCGCCAAAGUCUUCUUCCAGAGAAAAUUCAUCAUUCGGCACUACGGAACAGGCCAUCCAGAUAAGUUGAUGACCACCUGGAAAGUUCCCUACGAGUCUAUCGAAUUCUCCCCAGGAGAAAAAGAAGUUAUCUCUCGGCAACCCUACGUGCCACUAAAUGCCUGA